CAGCGACUCCAGCAGCAGCUCGAGUGACGAGUCCCCGGCACGGUCGGUCCAGUCGACAGCCGUCCCAGCGCCCGCGUCCCAGCUGCUUCCAUCUCUGGAGAAAGAUGAACCCCGGAAGAGUUUUGGGAUCAAAGUUCAAAAUCUUCCAGUGCGCUCAACAGAUACAAGCCUUAAAGAUGGACUUUUCCACGAAUUCAAGAAGUACGGAAAGGUGACGUCGGUGCAGAUUCACGGAGCUUCUGAGGAACGGUAUGGACUGGUGUUCUUCCGACAGCAGGAGGACCAGGAAAAAGCACUAAAUGCUUCCAAAGGAAAACUCUUCUUUGGCAUGCAGAUUGAAGUCACGGCCUGGAUAGGACCAGAAACAGAAAGCGAGAAUGAAUUUCGUCCUUUGGAUGAAAGGAUAGACGAGUUUCACCCAAAAGCAACAAGAACUCUCUUCAUCGGUAACCUGGAGAAAACAACCACCUACCACGACCUUCGCAACAUCUUCCAGCGCUUUGGUGGAAUAGUGGAUAUCGACAUUAAGAAAGUGAGUCUGCAGUACUGUGAUAUCGCAAGCGUGUGUAAAGCAAUUAAGAAGAUGGAUGGGGAGUAUCUUGGGAAUAACCGGCUCAAGCUGGGUUUUGGGAAGAGCAUGCCUACAAACUGCGUGUGGUUAGAUGGUCUUUCUACAAACGUUACGGAUCAGUAUUUAACUCGACAUUUCUGCCGAUACGGGCCUGUGGUAAAGGUGGUGUUUGACCGCUUAAAAGGCAUGGCCCUGGUUCUCUACAAUGAGAUUGAAUAUGCACAAGCAGCUGUAAAAGAGACCAAGGGGAGGAAAAUCGGUGGGAAUAAAAUUAAGGUGGACUUUGCAAACCGAGAGAGUCAGUUGGCAUUUUACCAUUCCAUGGAGAAAACGGGUCAAGACAUCAGAGACUUUUAUGAAAUGCUGGCAGAAAGAAGCAGGGACGAAAGAAGAGGAUCUUACGAGUAUGCCCCGGAUCGUACUUACUACGAGACUGUUCGGACUCCGGGGACGUAUCCUGAAGAUCCUCGUCGGGAAUACCCAGCUCGCGGCAGAGAAUUUUACGCGGAGUGGGAUCCCUACCAAGGAGACUACUACGACCCACGCUACUACGACGAUCCGCGCGAGUACAGGGAUUACCGAGGCGAUCCGUACGAGCAGGACAUAAGGGAGUACAGUUACAGGCAACGGGAGAGAGAGAGGGAGAGGGAACGGUUUGAAUCCGAUCGGGACAGAGACCACGAACGGAGACCGAUUGAACGGAGCCAGAGUCCGACGCACUCCAGGCGUCCGCAGAGCCCUGGGGCGUCUCCGUCCCAGUCGGAAAGGCUGCAGAGCGAUUCAGAGAGAAGGAUUUACAGCAGGUCAUCGGAUCGCAGCGGCAGCUGCAGCUCUCUGUCUCCUCCACGAUACGACAAGCUCGACAAAGCCCGCGUGGAACGUUACGCAAAAAAUGAAAAACCGGAGAAAGAGCGUGUCUUCGACCAGGAGAGAGUCGAGAAGGAGAAACGCUUGGUGAGAAAGGAGAAGCCGGAAAAGCUAGAAAAGGAGAAAACCGAUAAGCAGAAACGAAAAGCCAAAAUCCAUUCGCCCAGCUCUCAGUCUUCUGAGACGGAUCAAGAGAAUGAGAGAGAGCCCAGCCCUGAAAAACUGAAGGGCAACAGUAAACAAAGUAAAGAGAGAGGUGACAAAGAAGGGACAGCCAAAAACCGCCUGGAACUGAUGCCCUGUGUCGUGUUGACCCGAGUGAAAGAAAAGGAGGGGAAGGUUAUCGAUCAGCCCUCUCUGGAGAAACUGAGGGCAAAGCUUGAUAACGACACCAUGAAGUCCCCGCUGCUUGACCAGAAAACGCAGGCUCCUCAGACAGAGCAGGCCAAGUCUGACCAGUCUAAACUGGAACCUGUCAGAACCAAGGUACAGAAAGAGAAAGCCCUUGCCAGUCACGUAGAAGUGGUGGAUAAAGAGGGAAAACUGAAACCCAAAAAGCACUUGAAGACAGAGCAGACAUCCGAGGGGGCCAACGCUGUGGAUUUAGACAAGCUGGAGGCUCGCAAGAGACGUUUUGCUGAUGCAAAUCUGAAGCCUGAGAGGCAGAAACUGGAAGUAAAAAGAAGCAGCCAAGAUGAGGACGAUGCACGCGUGGUUUUGAAAAAGCAGCUGGAUGCAACGGCGUCGUCUAGAGAAGCGACGGUGUUACGGGAAGGAGAAUUGGAGAGAAAACCCCUGAGGAAGGAGAUGCUUAAAAGGGAAUCUAAAAAACUCAAACUGGAAAGACUCAUUCCUGUUACUAGUCCCAAAGAAAUUCAGGAGACACUUAGCGUUGGUGGGAUUGGCAUGCGUCCCACCCUGGAUCUGCAGGCGAGGCUAAUGGAGGCAGCCGAUGAACCAGUGGAAGUGCAGGAACUCUCUUCUAAAAAGCUGAAUCCAGUAAAACCCCAGCAUAAACAGGUACAGCUGCUCGACGAGCAGGGAGCGGAGCGAGAGGACGCGAGGAAGAACUACUCUGCUCUUCCUGAAGACGCUCCUGACCAUAAACUUGGCCAAGAGAAACCUCCGUCAGCUGACACAGAGGAGAAAAUCGGCAUCGACAUCGACCACACGCAAAGCUACAGGAAGCAAAUGGAGCAAAGUCGCAGGUUAAAACAGCAGCUGGAAAUGGAGAUCGCGAAGUCCGAGAAGUUUGGCAGCCCAAAGAAGGAUGUGGAUGAAUAUGAGAGACGGAGCUUGGUCCACGAGGUGGGAAAACCUCCGCAGGAUGUCACCGACGACUCUCCGCCAAGUAAAAGGAAAAAGACUGACCAGUUUGACUUUGAAAUCAGCACUAAAAGAGAAAGAAACUACAGGAGUUCUCGCCAGGUGAGUGAGGACUCCGAAAGGACAUCCUGUUCCCCUAGUAUCCGACACUUCCCUUUCCAUGAGGAUGAUGACACGCUCGAUUCUCCGAGGCUGAUGCUGUUAAAGGAAACCAAAGAGUCGCCCAAAAUAGAAGAAAAGGGGCUUUCGUACUCCAACAUGACUGUGAGGGAGGACUCACUGAAAUUUAAUCCUUACGAUUCCAGCAGAAGGGAGCAGAUGGCAGAAAUGGCUAAAAUAAAACUCUCCGUGCUGAGUUCUGAGGAUGACUCGGCUCGGUGGGAGACGCAAGUGAAGCAGGAGCCCGGUAGGGUUGAUAUCAGCUUCCCAAGCAGCAUCGUCAAAAGAGACAGCAUACGGAAGCGGUCGGUCCGAGACCUGGAACCCGGCGAGGUGCCUUCAGAUUCGGACGAUGACAGUGAAAACAAGCCCCAUUCCCCGAAAGCCUCGUCCUUGUUAGAGAGUUCCAGGUUGUCUUUUUUAUUAAGGGACAGAGAGGAGAAGUUACGUGAAAGAGAGGAGAGACUGUCGGGUUCCUUAGAAAGAAACAAAUUCUACUCUUUUGCUUUGGACAAGACAAUCACGCCGGACACAAAGGCCUUGCUUGAGCGAGCGAAGUCUCUCUCUUCAUCCAGAGAAGAAAACUGGUCCUUUCUAGACUGGGAUUCGAGAUUUGCUAGCUUCAGAAACAACAAAGACAAAGAGAAGGUUGACUCGGCUCCGAGGCCUAUCCCGUCUUGGUAUAUGAAGAAGAAAAAAAUCCGGACCGAUUCCGAAGGUGGAAAACUGGAUGAUAAGAAAGAAGAUCAUAAAGAGGAGGAACAAGAGAGACAGGAACUGUUUGCUUCUCGUUUUUUGCAUAGUUCCAUCUUCGAACAGGACUCCAAGCGCCUGCAGCAUUUAGAGAGAAAAGACGAUGAUCUCGACUUCAUUUCUGGUAGGUUGUACGGGAGGCAGUCGUCCUCCGACGGGACGAACAGCGCGGCUGACCUGGUGCAAGAGCCCGUGGUUCUCUUUCACAGUCGGUUUAUUGAACUGACGCGAAUGCAGCAGAAAGAAAAGGAGAAAGAUCAGAAACCGAAAGAAGCGGAAAAACAGGAAGAUAAAGAAAACCGGCCGAAAACACCAGAAACGGUUCCGGAGAGUAAAGAACCAGAAAAUAAAAUUUGCUCGGGGGUCGGUCCCUCUUCGGUCGCUGUCCUACCCCAGGAACCAGCACCGGUUGCUUCCGAGAAGGCGGCGAGUGAGAAGGUAGCGGUGGAGACGGCUUCUGUCAAAGAAGAAAAACCAUCUGAACCUGCUUCCGCAGUGGAGGAACAAAAACCUUUUCCUGAACUUGCUGCUCCCGUCAAAACGGAUCCGCCCGAGCAGACCGAGCCCCCGCCAGUCGUAGAAGCUGGUAAAGAAGUUGUGGCUACAGCCCUGGCACCGGAGGAAGACGCUGUGGCAACUGAGCAUCCGUCAUACUUGGACACCAAGCCUCCUACUCCUGGAGCUUCAUUUUCCCAGGCAGACAUCAGUGUAGAUCCAGAGCCUGAAGGUGUCCCGUUGGUUCCUCCUCCACCCAAGCUGGUGCAGAAGCCCGACGAGGCUGCCGAGCCUAAAGAGGAAAACCUUCCGCCUUCCGCCAACGCUGAUGCCGCUGCGAGUCAAAAAGCAGAGGUGUCCGCCGAGGCCCUGCCGCCCGUUUCCGACAACGACAUGGAAGUCGAACCUCCAGUUGUUGUAAAAGAUAAAAAGUCCUACAAGAGUAAGCGCUCCAAGACUCCCGUGCAGGCGGCUGCAGCGAAUGUGACGGAGAAGCCCGUCACGAGGAAGAGUGAAAGAAUUGACCGUGAAAAGCUCAAAAGGUCAAGCUCUCCUCGCGGGGAGACGCAGAAGCUUUGCGAACUGAAAGUGGAAGCAGAGAAGGUUUCGAGGAACGCUGCUAAAUCCCCUAGUUCUGCUGCAGAGCUGGAAAACGUGGAGCCGAGCCUGCCGAUAGGCCGGACUAGGCGCAGAAAUGUGAGGUCGGUCUACGCUACCACAGGGGACAAUGAAGGACCGUCUCCGGUGAAGGAUUCUGUGGAGGUCACUAGAUCCACCAGGAAGAGAGGGGAAAAGGAGCCGCAGGAAACAGUGACAACCGUUCCUACGACCCCCAGGAGGGGAAGACCUCCGAAAACCCGCCGCAAGCCGGAGGAGGAGAUCUCUCCAAUAAAGACAGAACCAGUACAGCAAGAGGUGGAGGAGGCUGAACCUAAAGAUGCUGCGGAAGCUCCUAAGCCAGCAGAAGGUUGGAGGUCUCCCCGAUCCCAGAAGCUCACACACAGUCACUCAUCCACUGCUACCAACCAACAGGGGAAGAAAGGGAAGAACGAACCAAAAGCCGACAUCUCGGCUGAGUCUGAAGAUGCCGCCGAAAGAAGCGGUCAGGAACCGAGCGUCGGUGACAGCAGCAGUAAAGCAAAAGCCGCUGAGAGGGAACCAGCGAGUGAGCAGAAACGUGAUAGGAAAGAACUGGAUGUGGAGAAAACCCAGCUGGAAAUCCCCACGGUUGAGAUCAUUGAGAAGAAGCCGGCACCGGAAAAGGUUACGAAAUCCAAAAGGGGAAGGUACAAAAACACCAAAACCGUUGUAGAUAAAACGUCUGUCUGCCUCAAAAACGUUGAGAUACGCCUCAACGUGGACGAAGUCAAGGGCGCCCUGCGGCCGACCGAGGAGGAGGCGGAGCCGGUGGCGGUGUCGCCAGCCAAAAUGAAGAGCCCCCCGAAAGAGGACAUCUUGCCACCCCAUUUUGCUAAGAACGAGGUAGAAGAUUCCUUCCCAGAAACGGAAAAAGAGGUGGUGCGGGAAGCGAAGCCGUCCCCCGAAGCUGCCCAGUUGGCAAAGCAGAUUGAACUGGAGCAGGCCGUGGAGAACAUCGCAAAACUCACCGAAACUCCUCCGUCGAUUGCUGCCUACAAGGAGCCGACGGCAGACGUGCCUGAAGUUCGUCCGGAGGAGGAAGGAGAUAAGCCCGCCCACCAGGCUAGUGAAACAGAGCUGGCAGCGGCCAUCGGCUCCAUCAUCAACGAUAUUUCUCCGCGGGAGGAGAUGGAGCCGGAGACCGACCAGGCGGUGAAUAACAUCCUAGAAACAGAGGCUGCUGUGGAGCCUGCGGUGCCGCCGGUUCCCAGCUCUGCCCCACCGGUAGAGACGGAGAGCAAGGAGGCCGAAGUCAGCUUCAGUGAAUCUUCCAACUCUGCACAGGAGGCCGAGACCUUGCAGGAGGCUGAAGUUGCUCGGAAAGAAAAGGGCCGUCAGAAAACCACGCGGCAGAGACGCAAAAGGAGCACGGGCAGAAAGGGCGACACUGCUGACGUCAACCAAACAAAACCGUCAGCUCAGCCACCUGUGGAGCCAAGCAUGGCCGAUGCCAGCAAUGCUGCCGCUGAGGUGGUGGCCGUGCACGAAGCCGUCGCCGAAAGCAGCACUUCUCCGAGAGCACCUGCUCCAGCUCCUCUGGACCUGGCCGCCCCACCGGUUCCCCUCGACGAGGGAAGUCAGAGCGGGUUCAAGAUACGGUCGCCCAUGGAGAACGCGCCCAUCACGCCGCCGAGCGCCCCAAAUGCAGCCCUUCCCACCAUCCCCUCGGCAGCGAUGGCCGCCAAGCUGCCCACCCCCAUGCCCACGGCGAUCGUCCCCCUUCACGCCGGCACUGCCAAGGUGCCGGAGUGGAUUGUAAGGCACGAGGAACCCCGUGCCCGUUCCACGCCCCCGACGCACGCUGAGCCGGUGACUGCGCCUCGUUUGGAGGAGGCGCCCCUCCACCCUGCGGUUGAGGCCAUAAAACCGGUUUCGGAGGAGAAGCCAGCAGUUCCCAUCACUAAUGCCUUGGAUCCACCGGCGGCCGAAGCGCCGGUGUUCAGCGAGAAGGAAAAGCUGAGUACGGUGAUUGCUCCCAAAGCUACUUCGGUUAUAAGCCGGAUGCCCCACAGCGUGGAUCUGGAGGAUGCUCCGAGGAUCACCUUGGUGAAGCAAGCUCCCCAAACCCAGACGUGUCUCGUCAACGCCCCCUCACCUAAAUUCAAGCAGAGGUCAAGCGCAAAUGAUAACAGUAGGUUUCAUCCGGGAUCCAUGUCUAUUAUCGAGGAGAGGCCUGUAGAGACCGGGUCCAGUCCGGGGCUGCGGGUGAACACCUCGGAAGGCGUAGUGCUCCUGAGUUACUCGGGGCAGAAGACGGAAGGCCCUCAGCGCAUUAGUGCCAAGAUCAGCCAGAUUCCCCCGGCCAGCGCUGUCGACAUUGAGUUUCAACAGUCUGUAUCCAAGUCUCAGAUUAAACAAGAGCCUAUCACGCCUUCCCAGCCAACGCCGAAAGGCUCCCAGACUUCGGCGGGUUACGGGACUGUGUCCACCCAUUCUUCUUUGGUACUAGGAACGCAACCUUACAAUACGUCGCCCGUCAUCUCUUCCGUUAAACAGGAGCGCACCGCACUGGAGAAAUCGGACUCGUCCCACCUCUCUGUCCAGACUCCCACGUCUCAGCCCGGUAAGGUCCUCCCGCAGACUGUGAACACUCCUCCUGUACUCGUCCACAACCAGAUGGUUGUGAACAAAAAGCUGUCCGAUCCAGCUGCUCUGAAAGUGGAGACCAAGACGCUGCAACCCUCCAACUUGAGUCCUGGAGUCAGUCCCCACCACCCUUCUCUCUCGGGGAAAAUGCAUUCGGAAGCGAACCACGUCAGCUCGGGCCCCAGCACCCCAACCGACCGGGCUAUUUCCCACUUGGGGGUCACCAAGCAGGAGCCGCACUCGCCGCGUACCAGCGGGCACUCGCCGUCGCCGUUCCCGCGGACUUGUCACACCGGCAGUACCUCGUCUCCGGCUUUAUCGAGCAGUACCCCGGUCAUGCUGGCGCCGGGAAUUCCCGUCCCUCAGUACAUAUCCAGCAUGCACCCCGAGCAGUCAGUUAUCAUGCCCCCUCACAGCGUAACGCAGACUGUGUCCCUGGGCCACCUGUCCCAGGGCGAGGUGAGGAUGAACACCCCUCCUCUCUCCAGCAUCCCUUACGGCAUCCGCCCAGAAGCGCUCCACUCCCCCAGAGCUGCUCUGCAAUCCCAGAUAGAGAUCAAACCUCAGCGAUCCAGCACACCCCAGCCGGCUCCGAUACGGGACAUAGUCAUGCCCCCUCUGUCCUCGCAGCAUGCCCCCGAGGAGGAGAUGCACUACCACCACACCACGGUGUGCCGAGGGCCGGCCUCGGUUCAGUCCGACGUGCUGGUGAUGCAGCCGGAUUACCGCAUGCACCCCACGAGCAUCAGGCUGGACCAGUACAGCGUCCCCCGCGACGUCAGGAUGAUCAUGCACCCGCACAUGGCCGCCGUGGGCGAGCACCACUCGGAAACGCGACAAUCCCGAACUCCUGAAGGGGCUGUGAAAACUCCCCCCGUCAGCAAAACCCCGCAGCCGGGAAAAGAGACGCCGAAAUCCUCCGAAGGCAAGAUGGCACACUCUCCUCACAGCGAGCCCCGGCUCCUCAGCGUCCCCUCCAGCAGCCAGCUGUCUGGGCUGCCGCUGUCGCAGCCGGUGGUGGUACCGCACGGGGUGCAGAUCAUGCACCCCGCGAGCAGCUCCUUCCACGAUUACCGGUCCGUGUAUGGCGACAUGAGGAACUACCAUACGGCGGCACAGCUCGGGCAUCCUCAGUUCCCCGGCGCCUCCCCGAUCGGGUUGCCUUCCCGGAGCAUGACCCCAUCUCAGGGUCUACCGGAGGGCGAACACUCACACCCCAGCCAGCCAGUACGCAGCAAGACUCCACAGAUCCCGCAGGAUCCCAAGGGCCCGCCGGCAGCCGGGCCUGAGCAGAGUCACCACCCCACUGUAAAUAGGCAUGCGGCCCCGAUAGACCCUCAUGUCCACCUUCAGAGGGCACAAGCGGACGCGGGCCAGACCUCCUACCCUUCGCCCGUCGCCAUUUCCAUAAAACAGGAGCUUCCAUCGCCGCACCAGCCUCAGGCGGUUCCCAAGCAAUCCAUGUUUAUCCCCACGACGUCGGGGCCGCCCCUCAAUCGCCCGGAGCCCCAGUCCACGCUCAAACAAGAGCCGUCGCCUCACCCCGUUUCGCAGAGACCUGUGGACAUGGUUCAGCUUCUCACG
Molecule: messenger RNA, 8980 nt
Organism: Eurypyga helias (sunbittern)
Lineage: Eukaryota; Metazoa; Chordata; Aves; Eurypygiformes; Eurypygidae
Product: msx2-interacting protein-like
Biological process (GO): regulation of transcription by RNA polymerase II
Cellular component (GO): nucleus
Molecular function (GO): mRNA binding
Source: RefSeq, a predicted model, not a curated record